CCAUAUUGGGAGCGGCGGGGAGCGGCACCACGGGGCCGCCGUGCGGGGAGCCCGCCCGGCUGCCCGCCCCCAUCUCCUUCCUUGUUAAAUAAACAACCGCGGGCUCUUUGCCCUCUGUGUCCGACCACCAGGGCUCACAGCAAAGACGCCGACCCCGUGUCCCACAGGCCCCCGUGCUGCCAGGCAGGAUCCAUGUGUGGGGACUCGGGGCAGGAUGGAGAGCCUGGGGCUGCCAGCAGUGACCCUUGGGGAUGGCACCACGGCCUACCUGCAGCAGGCUGCCAGAGGUGAAAAGCUGAUUGAAGGGCAAGUCAUUGAACUUGAAGAUGGGACCACAGCUUAUAUCCACCAGGUGACAGUUCAGAAAGAGGCUGUGGCUUUUGAAGAUGGGCAGCCAGUGGUGCUGGAGGAUGGCAGCAUGGCCUUCAUACACAGCACAGCCAAAGAGAGUUACGAGCCUGGCACAUUCCAGGCUGUCCAGCUGGAGGAUGGCUCCACUGCCUACAUCCACCACCCUGUCAUCGUGGCACCUGGCAGCACCAUCCUGCAAGUGCAGAUGGAAGCUGGGCUCCAGGGGUUGCCUGGGAAGGAGGAGGAAGAUGAUGUCCUCGAUGUGGACACCAUUAAUGCAUUGCAGCAGUAUGGCAGGAAGGGCUCUGAUGAGGAAGAGGAGGGAGUGACAGACAGCUGCCAUGUGAAGAGUAAAGACUCCAGCAACAUCUCUUCCCAGGAUCUGCAGGAGGAGGAGGUGCAGAGCCACAGGAAGGGGCAGCAGGUCGGCAGCAGAGCUUUCCGCUGCGGGUACCAAGGCUGUGGCCGCCUCUACACCACUGCCCACCACCUCAAGGUACAUGAACGUGCUCACACGGGUGACCGGCCAUACACAUGUGACUUCCCAAGCUGUGGGAAAGCAUUUGCCACAGGGUAUGGUCUGAAGAGCCACGUGAGAACACACACAGGUGAGAAACCCUACAAGUGUCCAGAAGAUUUGUGCAGCAAAGCCUUCAAAACCUCCGGGGACCUGCAGAAACACAUCCGCACGCACACGGGUGAGCGUCCCUUCAAGUGUCCCUUCGUGGGCUGUGGCCGCUCCUUCACCACGUCCAACAUCCGCAAGGUUCACAUGCGGACGCACACGGGCGAGCGGCCCUACACGUGUGCAGAGCCUGGCUGUGGCAGGGGCUUCACCAGCGCCACCAACUACAAGAACCACAUGAGGAUCCACACAGGAGAGAAGCCAUACCUGUGCACCGUGCCGGGCUGCGGGAAGCGCUUCACCGAGUACUCCAGCCUGUACAAGCACCACGUGGUGCACACGCACUGCAAGCCCUACACGUGCAGCAGCUGCGGCAAGACCUACCGACAGACCUCCACGCUGGCCAUGCACAAACGCAGCAGCCACGGCGAGCUGGAGGCCACCGAGGAGAGCGAGCAGGCCCUGUUCGAGCAGCAGCAGCUGGAGGCUGCUGCAGCUGCUGACAGAGGCUCUCCACUGAAGAGUCAGCAUAUUGCUUUCCUCUCAGAGAUGGAGGAAGAUGAAGAAGAAGAUGCUGUGCCUACACAAAUCUCACUUAUCUCUCAGGAUGGGACAGAGCAGGUCAGUCUGUCUCAGGAGGAGCUGCAGGCCCUGGGCAGUGCCAUCGGCGUGGUGGCACAGAGCAGCGUCCUCGCCGUGCCCGAGGGAGGGGACACUGGGACCAUGGCUGUGGCCAGCACUGAUGGCACCGAGGCACAGGAGGUGACCAUAGUCGCUUCUGGGGCAGUGGUGUCAGAGGAGUCGGACAUUGCCCCGCUCUGCCAUCAGCAGGUGGCAUUGCUGGCCACCUCCCACGGCACCCACAUUGCUGUGCAGCUGGAAGAGCAGCAGAGCCUGGAGGACGCCCUCAGCAUGGCCACAGCAGUCAUCCACUACGAGCCAGUGCCCCCUGCCACAGCCGUGCCUGGGAAGGGGAGCUGAGGCCAGCAGAGCAGCCAGGGCAGGGCAGUGCCAGCCCCAGCCUGUGCAGGGGUGGCAGGGACAGUGUCUGAGCAGUGCCAGCGUGCCCUGUGCCAGCUGGGACACUGACAGGGCACAGGGCUGCUGGGGUGACCCUGUCUGAAGGGCUCUUCCCUCUGGGAGGGAGGGCAGGUACUGGGCUGCUCUGGGCAGCAGCUCUCUCUUUAGGGGCACUUCCUGCCCUCUCCCUCCAGGAGUGGUCCAACUGCUCCCCUUCUUGCUCACCCUUCCAGCUCAGUGGGCAGCACAUGCACAGAAGCAAUAAAGGCCCAUCAGAGCAAGGCCAGGCUGUCCUGAGCUUGGUAUGGAGGGUGAGCAGUUCCUGCCACUGGAGCCAGCACUGGGAUGGUUCCAACAGCAGUUCUCCCAUCUCUUUGUCACACUUCCUUUUCAAGCAGGGCUUCCAUGGCAGAUCCCUUGGCUGUGGAGCAGAGCAGCCAGCACUUGCCAGGAGCUGAGCUAGACCUGGAUGUAAAUGCUGAGU
This is a messenger RNA of Zonotrichia leucophrys gambelii, 2480 nucleotides long. RefSeq names its product zinc finger protein 76 (gene ZNF76). Gene Ontology annotation, molecular function: RNA polymerase II cis-regulatory region sequence-specific DNA binding; DNA-binding transcription factor activity, RNA polymerase II-specific. The transcript is spliced from 15 exons. The record is from RefSeq and is a predicted model, not a curated record. Bases 215 to 1957 code for a protein of 580 amino acids. Lineage: Eukaryota; Metazoa; Chordata; Aves; Passeriformes; Passerellidae. Gene Ontology annotation, biological process: regulation of transcription by RNA polymerase II. Gene Ontology annotation, cellular component: nucleus.